AGUGGAGUGAGUUUCUUUCCUUCCUGGCUGACAGUGUGUGGAAGAUUGCAGUGAGGUUAUCAUCGAGAAGUCCGCUGGUGAUCUUUACGACUUGGAGAUAUGCCUUCGGGAAUUCGGUCCACCCGCCGGUUACGACAAUGGAUUGUGGAGCAGGUGAACAGUGGGAAGUAUCCUGGUCUUAUUUGGGAUGAUCCAGCCAAAACCAUGUUCCGCAUCCCCUGGAAGCAUGCUGGUAAACAAGAUUUUCGCAGCGAGGAGGAUGCUGCUAUUUUUAAGGCUUGGGCUGAGUUCAAGGGGAAGCUGACUGAAGCUGGCCGCUCCGACCCGGCCUCCUGGAAAACCAGGCUGCGCUGUGCCCUAAACAAGAGCCCAGAGUUCAGUGAGAUCACAGAUAGGUCACAGCUGGACAUAUCGGAGCCGUACAAAGUCUACCGCCUGGUCCCGAUCUGUGAGCAAGGGCGACUGAGUCCCAAAAAAGAGAAGGAUGCAGCACCCUCCGGGAGGAGGAGGAGAAGGAGGAGAAGCCAGACAGAUAGUGAGGAGGAUGAAGAGGAACAGGAGCAGGAGAUACCGGCCAAGAUGAUCAAGGAGCAGGCCACAGCUGUGCAGCAGAUCAGCAUGUUACAGCAACUGGAUCCUAUCGCCGAUGUCAGCGCGCAAGUCACAGAACCCACAGUAACCUUGAAGACUGAUGGCCUCAACGAAAUCCAACUGAAUGUCACAAUUGAGACCACACCACAACCCAUGCCAGCCCCCCACUCCUUCCGGGUGUCUGUGCAGUAUCUGGGUCAGGAUAUGCUCGCUCACGAGGUCCAGGACAACAGCAUACGCGUCUCCUACUGCCCGGUGGCCCCCGUGCCCCCCUCUCCGUCGUCCGAGCCCACGUUCCACCGGAUCCCCCUUCCCGACCCCCCCUGCUCCAUGCCCUCCGAACCCAGGCAAGCCAUCUCCACCCUGCUGCCCUUCAUGGAGAAGGGGGUGAUGCUGACGUCUGCCGGAGGGGGGGUGUACGCUAAGCGCUCCUGCCAGGGACGAGUGUUCUGGAGGGGGCCGCACACGCACUCCUCCGUCAUGCACAAGAUGGAACGCACCCCAGAACCCGUGAUGGUGUUCAGCAGAGAAACAUUUCAAGAAGAACUGCGGCUCUAUCAAACGACUGGAGGUCCUCCCCCACAGACUGGCAUCACCAUGUGCUUUGGAGAAGAGCUUCAGCAUGAGGAGGACCCUGCCUCCAAACUUAUCAUUGUUCAGAUCUCGUUCCCUUGGGCGGAGGAACUGAUCAGGGAGGCUGACGCCCUUCGAGAGUCGGUGUCCAUCCUGCAGAGCUUAGCCAAUCAGUCUCCUCUCGGGGAGGUCACCCUCAACCUCAUCCAGAUACCACAGCCGUGAAGGCCCGGGGCCUUCCAUAACAUCCAGAACAUGGACGCAUGGUUAGCUAAAGCCAGGGUGGGAUUUGUCACACACAAAAAAACCUAGGAUGGAUCACUUUCAACAUUUUUAGCAACAUCUCUAAACAGGAAUUGAAAUACUGUCGAAGAUGGUGACAACAGAAGGGGGUGUGAGGGGAAUGUGCCCCCCCCCCCUUUUACAAAUUGCACCCAGACUACAUCAUUUGUCUCUGUGUGAUUUUAAAGCAUUACCUACGAAAAGCACUACAUGUUUUCCUCCCUCCAAAGAGAAGCCAAGUUUUCUUUACGUCAAUGCACUUUUAUAAAGAGAUCUGGGCGAUAUAGUCUUCACAUGUAGCAAUUUUCUUACAUCUAGGCCCACUGAAUGUGAACAAUGACGUUAACACUCAAUGGAUUUUAUCUCCUUUAGAUAGAUAAAAUAGAUUGCUAGUUAGACUUUUCAGUAUGGUCUAUUCAUGUAUUUAAUGAUUAGAAACUAUUUGUCCCAGCAUAUAUUUAUUAUA
Messenger RNA from Engraulis encrasicolus (European anchovy), 1912 nucleotides. RefSeq names its product interferon regulatory factor 9 (gene irf9). The record is from RefSeq and is a predicted model, not a curated record. Gene Ontology annotation, cellular component: nucleus. Gene Ontology annotation, biological process: regulation of transcription by RNA polymerase II; immune system process. Gene Ontology annotation, molecular function: protein binding; RNA polymerase II cis-regulatory region sequence-specific DNA binding; DNA-binding transcription factor activity, RNA polymerase II-specific. The transcript has 10 exons. Bases 100 to 1389 code for a protein of 429 amino acids. Lineage: Eukaryota; Metazoa; Chordata; Actinopteri; Clupeiformes; Engraulidae.